GAAAUUCAUCGGAACCGAGCGCGCGACGAGGAGAGCAGAAGCCGCAACAGAAGCCGCGACGCACGAUCCCGUGUUUUUCCUCAGUGAAGCGAUUUUUCCGCCGAAAUAAUCGCCGAGAGGCCAUCAAGUCGUCGAGUGGAAAUUCGGAAUCGACAUAUUCCCAAUAAUAUAUAUAAUACAUCCCGCGGCAAAAUGACAGACGAGGUCAAUCCGAAGGCUUAUCCGCUGGCGGACGCGACGCUCACCGGGAAAAUACUAAACCUCGUUCAGCAGGCGAUGAACUACAAGCAGCUGCGGAAAGGAGCGAACGAAGCGACCAAGACCCUGAAUCGCGGCCUGUCAGAGUUCAUCGUAAUGGCAGCUGAUGCGGAACCUUUAGAGAUUCUGCUGCACCUGCCCUUACUGUGCGAGGAUAAGAACGUGCCCUACGUAUUCGUGCGAAGUAAGCAAGCCCUCGGACGGGCCUGCGGAGUCUCCAGGCCGGUGGUCGCCUGCUCCAUCACAGUCAACGAGGGCUCGCAAUUGAAACCGCAGAUCAACGCCAUACAGCAGGAGAUAGAACGGCUUUUAGUUUAACCGGAAUCUGUACCUGAUUUACAUACCUCAUCUCUCUUGUAAAGUCAUCAGUCACUAUCGUCAUUGUUGACACGGAUAUUAACUCACGAAUUAAAGGAAAAAAAAACCGAACUUGUCCUUGAUUCUUUUGUAAAUCACGUGAAGCUAUGAUAUUAAUAAUAAUAAUAAUAAUAAUAAUAAUAAUAAUAAAACCGCAAAUUAAGUGUGUGCCUUGUGUUUGCGGAUGUACAAAUCGUGUGUCUAAUGUUAGAGUACACAUACACACACACGCACGCGAGAACGUACUAUUAAAUACACCUCACGCGAAUUAAUAAAACUAAAAAAAAAAACCAUCGUCGAAUACCAACGCAAUUAUCACAAACACCGGUACAGCGAGAGAUAACAAAGCGUUAAUUAAACAAAAGGAAAUUGUAUUAGUAAAAUAAUAAAACAAAAUACAGUGAGGAGAAUCACUAAUUGAAACAAG
This is a messenger RNA of Dinoponera quadriceps, 1042 nucleotides long. RefSeq names its product NHP2-like protein 1 homolog (gene hoip). The coding region runs from base 193 to 576 and encodes 127 amino acids. Lineage: Eukaryota; Metazoa; Arthropoda; Insecta; Hymenoptera; Formicidae. The record is from RefSeq and is a predicted model, not a curated record. Gene Ontology annotation, biological process: maturation of SSU-rRNA; mRNA splicing, via spliceosome; ribosome biogenesis. The transcript is spliced from 2 exons. Gene Ontology annotation, cellular component: box C/D methylation guide snoRNP complex; precatalytic spliceosome; nucleolus. Gene Ontology annotation, molecular function: RNA binding.